UGCACGGUGUGUCUCAUUUAUUAUUGUGAGAACACUUUUUUGGUCCUAUACAUAGAAUCCAUUUGAGAGAGAGAUACAGGCCUCAAAGUAGAAGACAGAUAGAACAUAACAAGAGAAUAGCCUGUAGCCAUGCAGAGAAAAGGGCACUUUGUAUUAAUCCAUGGAGCCUGCCAUGGAGCCUGGUGCUGGUACAAGCUUGUGAGCCUACUCCAAACGCUUGGUCAUCAAGUCACUGCCUUGGACCUUGGUGCUUCCGGAGUUGAUCCCAAGCGGCUCGAAGAGAUUACUUCUUUUUCAGAUUACUUGCAGCCAUUGACGGAUUUCUUGGCUUCUCUUCCUGAUGAACCUGAUCACAAAGUCAUUCUUGUUGGUCACAGCUAUGCUGGUCUCUGUAUAUCUAUAGCCAUGGAAAGAUUUCCCAAGAAAAUCUCCGUUGCAGUUUUUAUUUCGGCCUAUAUGCCUCAUCAUAGCUCUCCACCAGGGACUCUCAUACAAGAAUACUUUAAAAGGAUCCCAGAGGGGUCGUUAAUGGAUUGCCAGUUCACAUUUGAUAAAGGCAUGGAGAAGGCGCCAACUUCAGCACUCUUCGGUCCAAAAUUCAUGAAGGCCAAAGCUUAUCGACACUGCCAAUUAGAGGAUUUGGAGUUGGGCAAAAUGUUGGUUAGGCCAAGUAGGCUGUUCUUGGAGGAUUUGGCCACUGAGAAUUUAUUAACAGAAGAAAAAUUCGGGUCUGUGGAUCGAGUUUUCAUUGAAUUAGAAGACGAUGAAGUGAUGAUGGAAGAGUUCCAGCGAUUGAUGAUUCAGAAAUCUCCAGCCAAAGAAGUGAAGGUUAUUAGAGGAGCCGGCCAUAUGGCCAUGCUUUCCAAGCCCAAAGAGCUUUGCCAGCUUUUACAAGAGACAGCAGAAAAAUUCUGUUGAAUAUUUUAAUUGUUUAAGCAAUUACCAUUUAUGCUAAUUAAUUAAUGAUAUAAAAAUCUCUGGAUUUCUUUUCCAUUUUUGAUGAUAUAUUUUAGAAAUUGUCCAAAAAACAUGACGUAAUAUCACUUAUAAUCACAAUAAAUAAAAAUAUAUUCACAUAAUCUUAUUGAUUUUGUUUUUAAUAUUUAAGGAAGCUAUCAGUUGACAGAAUACAUAGCUGUUGAUAUUUUAAUAUCAUAAUCACUUUUCAUAUUGGAAUCAAUGAUUUAUGAUAAUGUCAUAUUGAUAUUUCGUGAUAAUUCCUACAUAUUAUUACCAGCUAUUAUUUCGUUACUAAAUGUUUAAAUCUGAAAGAUUUUUAGAAUUUGUAAAAAGAUAAGACCGACAAUUAGUGGGAAUAUCGCAUUCAAAGAGAUUGCGUUUGAUU
Messenger RNA from Durio zibethinus, 1345 nucleotides. RefSeq names its product methylesterase (gene MES10). Gene Ontology annotation, molecular function: methyl jasmonate esterase activity; methyl indole-3-acetate esterase activity; methyl salicylate esterase activity. Lineage: Eukaryota; Viridiplantae; Streptophyta; Magnoliopsida; Malvales; Malvaceae. Gene Ontology annotation, biological process: jasmonic acid metabolic process; salicylic acid metabolic process. The record is from RefSeq and is a predicted model, not a curated record.